Tympanuchus pallidicinctus (lesser prairie-chicken) is the source of this 4101-nucleotide messenger RNA. RefSeq names its product translation initiation factor IF-2-like. The transcript has 6 exons. NCBI's taxonomy places the organism in Eukaryota, Metazoa, Chordata, Aves, Galliformes, Phasianidae. The record is from RefSeq and is a predicted model, not a curated record. Bases 1 to 1065 code for a protein of 354 amino acids.
AUGACUUCACCGGUGACAGCCAUUCCCUCCGCUUCCCAAACUCCGGCCCCGCCCACGGCCCCCCUCCGCCACCUCCCCGCGCCGACGCCGCCGCCGCCGCGGCUCAGGAAGCGCCGUUCCCAUUGGUCCGCCGGCGGGGACUGCCCGCCCCUCCGCGCUGAAGAGGCGCCCCUAUUGGCCGCUGCCCCGUCGCUCAUCCGGGAGACCGUGGAGCGGAGGGUGGAGAAGGUGCUGGAAGCGCGAUGCUGCCCCACGGCCUGCCUGGGCCGGCCCGCCGCCGCGGGGCGGAGCGGGGAGGAGCCGAGCGGAGGGCGGCGGGCGGCGGGGCGUCCCGCACCUGGCGGCGUGCGCCGCGGGACACCUGCCUGCGGAAAGGGACGCACGCACAAACAAAAAAACUCGCGGAAAGGCGUUAACGAAACUUCGGGGCCGCGGCCGUGGCGCGGCGAGGAGGCGGCCGACAACAUUCGGGGCGGCCGCCCCCCGUCCCGCCGCGGCGCCGCGCCCCGCCGGAGCCCCGUGCCAACGGGAGGCCGCGAGGAGCGGCUGCAGAUCGGUGACGGCGCAGUGCGGGCGGGUAAAUGGCGCCGUUGCGCUGCGCUCGGCACGCCGCCCGCUUCCCGGGCCGGAGGGGCUUUAUCCGAUCCCGGCCGCGUACCCACGGGAGGCGGCGCGUCGCCGGUGCUGUUGGCGGAAGGUACCGCUGUUUAUGUAACGGCGCCGCGGGGCCGCGCUCUGAACAGGCCGUCACGGGCUGCUCAGACACGAGCACGCCGGCAGGCAGAGUGGGGCGAUGCGCGCGGUCCUAACCCCGUCACGAGGAAGGAGCCUGCUGCUCUGCAGGUGGUGUGCCUGUCCUGCGGGCCGCACGCUUUGCGAGAGAAGUCUUCUUAUGUCUUGUCCAUUAUGUAUUGGAGACAGUACUUCUUAUUGCUGAAGCACGUGAAACUUAGAAGGAAGGAUAUUCUACCUACCCAUGUAUUGAUCUGUGGUUUAGAAGAGAGAGUAUCUUUCAAAGUAUCUUCAUUUGCUUUAAACUCUCAAGGUGUGUUUAUUUGUAUGUGAUGUCCAGAAGAUAAUAUUCAGCUGAGAUCUUCUCAAAGCUAAACAGUGGAGAACAAAUAGAGGGGAAUAAUUAUUUAGUUUGUCUAAGGAGUGUUUAUGAGUGCAUUCCAAAACAAUUGGUUUGUCUGUGUGUGAGUGGUACUACAUUUGUGUUUGUUUUAUGGUCUACCCAAUUCCAUUGCUUCAUUUUCUUUCUUACUCUACGGAAAAGCAGAGGCAAAUGGAGUUGAUCCUGUGCAUUUCCUUGCUUCUUCUAGAAGUUAGCAUUUUGCUUCCUACCCAGCUGCCACAGUUAUGUAAGUAGAAGGUAAAAUCAACUGACUGUUCAGGUUGCAGAUGACACUAAGGAAGCUGACUGCUGUCUUCUCAGCACAGGCAAAGCAGCUGUUCUCGAAUAUAAAGAUGAACCUGAGACCUGACACUGACUUCUCUGUUCCUAGUUAGUUAUGAAAGUCUGUCUGGGAGAAGAAUGGAGAUCUGCAUUUUCAAGGGAAGAACAAAGGAGAGUGAAGACUGGAGACAGUACAAGAGCAGGUAAGAAUGAGAGACACCAUGCUGGAAAUGAAAAAACAAGAAACAAAAAACCCAGAGUUAAUACUUAUCCAUGGGAGAAAAUUCAGGCCAAGGAAUGUGAAAUGGGGGCUCCUGGCAGCUAGUGGGAAGUCUAGUUGACUGAAUCAGUUCUUUUUCGUCCUCAUGGCUACUGCAGCUUUUGCUGAUAGCUGUUGUAGUACUUCAAAACUCAUUUCUAUGCAAUGUUUCAUCAGGUAGGUGUUUUUGGUAGAUUCCGCGUAAGUAACUUCAUGUAGAAGCUGUUGUGACUACAGCUGGAUAAAGGAUGAUCUCAGGGAUAAAGGAAACUGCAAAGAGAUUGUAAACAACUCACCCUCUUAACACACUAUCUUGGAUUAUUUACACUUCUACACUAUUUUCUAUUACAGUCAAGGCAGUGAUAAUUAAUUUAAGAAACAAGUACUUUACCAGUUCUGUGAUACUGGAGAGGUUAAAGCUGAACUGAGGAAAGUCAGCCAAGAGAUCUCAAAUUUCAGUCAUUAAGAAAGUGUCAUUUUCCAGGCAGUGUUAUUCAAUGUGUAGGUGGAUUGUUUCUUUUACACUGUGGGAUCAUUUUACUCAAGAACCUUUCUGACUAUUAACAGGCACUGGUGAGUAGAAAAUCUGCUGUGAAAAGGACUGAUAUUUAUCAUGAGCCUUGCAAGGAACUAGAGCAUCACACAGAUCAGUCAGGUUCAAGCAUACUGGUUUUUAUGUCACGCUGUCUGACCAGACUUUGACAGAGACCCUUAGGAAAAUAAAGCACUGAUUUAAAAAAUAAGCAAACAAAAAUAAUUGUACAAAUGGGAGUUGAGGCAUCACAGGUAGAACUUUGUCUGUUUCUGAAAGCACACACAUUUUAUAUAGGUCUGUCUUAGGAAAUUAUUUCCUUUCCAGUUUAGAUAACAGCAAAUGAAUUCCUGCCAAAGGGUACUGGAACUAUACUGCGCACAACCACCACAUUUUUCUUGUUCAUUUCUUUUGUGUGUUGUGUUAAAGAAAACAGCAUGGAUUGGCUCUGGGUGCUAAACUGGGUUUGUAAACUGUACAGACACUUCUGCUGAGAUCCCUAACACUGCCCUUCUUUUCAAGUAUGCAGAGCUAUGUUGACAAAUGAUGUUAGAACUUCUGUCUCAGCAUGCCACAAUUGUGAACCUUUUUUUCACUAGUGUAAUUUGGCCAAGCACCCAAAUUCUUGCAAGACAGAUGAUCUCCACUUUGAAAACACAAAGGCCUACAAUUACCCUAAUGCAGUAUGCUCAUGGCGUAUUUCUCCUAUGUGGUCUAUCUAGUGGAAGUAUUGAAUCUGUUGACAUGGUAAAUCUCCUUUUCCCUGAACUGCAUGAAUUAACUGCUGGAAGUUAAUUGGAAGUGGUAUUUCCAAGGCCUUCUAUGACAACAUUUCCAACAUGAAUGAUGACAGGCAUCUUUAAAAAGUUUUGGUUUUCAAUUCAGUUUCCAUGUACUAAAAAUUUCUUCUGAAAAUCGAGCUUUCCCAAAAAAUGCAAUGAAAAUAAGCAGUGACUUAUCCUUGUAACAACUUGUUCAGCAACUUCAUGUGGGUGGAAAUGUUUGCAGGAGAUUGUCCUUUGAUUUCUAAUACAAGUAGAGCUUUGUAAAUGUGUUCAAAUGACAUGCAUAUUGAUUUGUUUGUGCCUAGAUCUUACUCAGGAUUGGAUACAUAUACAAACCUCAUGUUACAUCUACAGUAUUGUACAAUGAACAGCUUUAAAGAUUUGUUAAGAUUUUCCAUCCCAUGGAAAUUCUGCCAUCCAUUUAAUCAUAGAACUUCGUAAUGCAACUCUUUUUGUCCCACCUUAAAAACACAAUAUAAAUCCACUACAACAUCUGUCUGUGCUAGUUUUGCCUUGCAGGUAGGUUGUUGAUUGGGAAGAACUAUGACUUUAUUUUGUUUCUUAAAAGCCAGGUUUUAUUUUUGAUUCAUGCAUUUCACUAGUCAUCUUCUUCAAGGUCCACUCUCCACACCUAUUUUUUGGCCAAAUUUAAGACAGUAAGAUGGGACCAAAUAGUGGCUGAGUCACUUAUGUUGUGUGCCAACAAGUUGCUCAUUUGCUGAUUGGCCACCUGCCUUCAAUCUAGAUUAUAUCAUUCCAGGGAGCUGCUCCAGCUGGCCAGAGAUUGGGGAAUAAGAGCUGUAGUCAAGGAUACCUGCAAAGUGCUGGGAGCUGCAGUGAAGAGUCUGUGAAGAGAAGCACAGAAAAAGGCAAAUUAGAGGGAAGGCAAGGGAAAAAUAGAAGUGAUGAGCCAAUUUCUGAUCUCAGCAUCACUGAUGUCACCAAUCAGAAUCUGGUCCACAGAGCGCUAGGGAAAGAAGAGAGAAACGGGUCAGAGGGAAGAUAUGUGGAGGUGACAGAGGGGAGAUAAUUAAUCAUUCCUCAACUGUAAUCUUAAUGACUCCUCUGCUUUAAUACUUGUAAUGCCUCUUACAAAGCCAAGAGAACAAAAUAAAUAAAAUUUUCCAAA